Verticillium nonalfalfae is the source of this 1050-nucleotide messenger RNA. RefSeq lists its product as uncharacterized. Gene Ontology annotation, molecular function: methyltransferase activity. The record is from RefSeq and is a predicted model, not a curated record. Bases 1 to 1050 code for a protein of 349 amino acids. NCBI's taxonomy places the organism in Eukaryota, Fungi, Ascomycota, Sordariomycetes, Glomerellales, Plectosphaerellaceae. The transcript is spliced from 3 exons.
AUGUCCAGUCCGAUCCCGCAAGCCACUGCGGCCCAUCCGGAUGUCCUCGACGUUGACGAAGCCGCGAUCCGCGGCGACGACGCCGACUCGGCGGUAGGUUCGGUCGCCAGUUCUACCACGUCAAUCAAUUCGAGCAUUCUCCGAUAUCGUCAGGAGAACGGCCGAACGUAUCACGCCUACAAGGAUGGCGCCUAUCCUAUGCCCAACGACAAUGACGAGCAGGAGCGCCUCGACCUCCAGCACCACCUGUUCCUCAUGACUUUCGAGAACAAGCUGUACCUGUCGCCCGCCGGCCGCGGCGGCCACCAGAUCCACAACGCUCUCGACGUCGGCACGGGCACGGGCGUCUGGGCCAACGACUUUGCGGACGAGUUCCCCUCGGCGUCGGUCGUCGGUGUCGAUCUCAGCCCCAUCCAGAGUCCCUUUGUCGCCCCCAAUGUGAACUUUCUCGUCGAUGACAUUGAGGCGCCGUGGACGUUCCACAAGAAGUUUGACUUCAUCUACAGCCGCAUGAUGACCGCUGCGCUCGCCGACUUCCCGGGCUUCUUCCAGAAGGCGUACGAGAACCUGACGCCCGGCGGAUGGUUUGAGAUUGCCGACAUCUGCCCCAUCACCAGCGACGACGGCACCCUGACGGAAGACACGUCCACUCACGCGUGGGUGACGCAGUUGCUGGAAGGCACGCGGAAGAUUGGCCGGCCCUUUGACGGCGCUUUCGACUACAAGAAGCAGCUCGAGGCGCAGGGCUUCCAGAAUGUGCAGCAGGUCGUCUUCAAGUGGCCCCAGAACACGUGGCCCAAGGAUCCCAAGUACAAGGAGCUAGGCAUGUGGAACCUUGAGAACAUCACGUCCGGCCUUCAUGGGUUGAGCGCUGCUGUGUAUACCCGCGUUCUCGGCUGGUCGCACGAAGAGAUGGAGGUCCUGCUGGCCAAGGUGCGCCGUGAGCUGAAGGACACCAGGAUUCACUCCUACUGGCCGAUUUAUGUCGUGUAUGGCCAGAAGCCCGAGAGUAAGAAGGAUGAGAGCGAGGAGGCUGAGGGUAGUGCCUAG